AAACGAAGAUCUCUAUCUGCAUGAUUUGGGCGUAGCUUUUUCUUCCCCAAAUAUCGCUUCAUCGAGAUUGCUAGGGUUUCUCCUCUUCGAUCUUCGCUGCGCAUCAACAUCUAUUGAUUCGAUUUCGUGCUGUUAUUUCCCUCUCUGAUUUAUUGAUCGGAAAUUUCGUCUCGAUUCGAUUCAUUAGGUUCCAUCACUCUUCUCUGAUCGGCUUCGUCUCGGUGAAAGGAGGAGAAGAUCCGUUAUUUUCUUAUGUAAUUGAGUCUGAUAUUCGUUAUCUGUUGGCUGGUUUGAUGAGGAAGAAGCGGAAAGGUAGUGAAACUGAGGGUUGGGAGAAUUUACCAGAGGAUUUAUUAUGUUCAACUGCAUCACGAUCAUCCAACUUUAGGUCGCACUUUUCACUAGAGGGUUAUGCUAGACUUAAGAAGCGGUGUAAGGAGACUGAAGCUGUCGAGUCUGUUGGUUCCUUUAAGAGACGAAUUGCUGGUGUUGCUACUGCACCUCCUUGUGGUGCAUCAUCUUUGGUUUCAUCAGGAAGAGGUUUGAAGAGGAAGAUAGGGUGCAUAGAUGUUUCCACGCAGACUGGUAGGAAGAAUAAGAUAGGCGAUGACUAUGUUUUUGGUCGAAAUAUUGGGAAAGGGAAAUUUGGGUCAGUCAGGAUCUGUAAGUCUAGGAAGAAUGGGACUGAGUUUGCUUGUAAAACUCUGAAGAAGGGGGAGGAGACUGUUCACCGGGAAGUUGAGAUAAUGCAACAUUUAUCUGGUCAUCCUCGGGUAGUCACGUUGCAUGCUGUAUAUGAAGAGUCAGACUCUUUCCAUCUUGUGAUGGAGCUGUGUUCAGGGGGACGUUUGAUUGAUCAGAUGGUAAAGGUGGGCAGGUAUUCUGAGCAGCGAGCAGCUAAUAUAUUCAAGGACCUCAUGCUAGUCAUCAAUUAUUGCCACGAGAUGGGAGUUGUGCACAGAGACAUAAAACCAGAGAAUAUUCUCCUAACAGCUGCUGGGAAGAUACAGCUAGCUGAUUUUGGCCUCGCCAUGAGAAUUGCAAAAGGUCAAACACUGUCAGGAUUGGCAGGAAGUCCUGCUUAUGUUGCACCUGAAGUUCUUUCUGAAAAUUAUUCAGAGAAGGUCGACAUUUGGAGUGCAGGUGUCCUAUUAUAUGCUCUCUUGUCUGGUGUACUCCCUUUUAAGGGAGACUCAUUGGACGCUAUUUUCGAAGCAAUCAAAAACGUGAAGCUUGAUUUCAACUCAGGAGUGUGGGAGUCUGUGUCCAAACCUGCCCGUGAUCUCUUGGCGAGAAUGCUAACAAGGGAAGAAUCUGCCAGAAUCACAGCGGAUGAAGUGCUAAGGCAUCCAUGGAUACUCUUUUACACAGACCGGACACUCAAGACCAUGUGUAUCAAGUCGAAGCACAAGAGUCAAGCAGCAUCUCUUCCGUGCCUCCAGAAUCGCAGUCCCACAGAGAAAACUGACCUAAACAGAGCUAACAGAGAAAAGAAGAUACCAUCUGAUUCACCGACUGAUUCAUUCUCCAACACAGAGGAGGAAGAAGAUGAGAGCGGUGUGGUCGAUGUGCUUGUUGUUGCAAUCUCCAACGUGAGGAUCUCAGAACCAAAGAGAAGCAGAGUCUGUAGUCCCACCAAUAACCCCAUUGAGCAGCAACACUCUUCUAACUUGACCUCGACUAAUACACUCUGUCGAGCGUUCUGACAAAACCAGACCACACACGCACAUGGGCAUUGUCCAAGCCACAAGCCGCCACAAAGCUACGGUUUCUCCACGAUCUUAGUGACUUUUCUGUCAUAAUAGCGCUCUCUAAUAGUUGGAUUUGAUAUGAUUCUGGGCUUUUUCCUCUUCUACAUCUCUGACUAUGACCAUGUACAGAUCAUGUAAAUAGAAUAUGCUAAACAAAUGAUUGAUCCGAUUUUGGAUCGGAGUUAUAAGGUGUUGUUUCUAGCCCCUUCAUAAAAUUUUGGAAGGAAAAA
Arabidopsis lyrata subsp. lyrata is the source of this 1981-nucleotide messenger RNA. RefSeq names its product serine/threonine-protein kinase PEPKR2. The record is from RefSeq and is a predicted model, not a curated record. Gene Ontology annotation, molecular function: calmodulin binding; calcium/calmodulin-dependent protein kinase activity; ATP binding. Bases 294 to 1706 code for a protein of 470 amino acids. Gene Ontology annotation, cellular component: cytoplasm; nucleus. NCBI's taxonomy places the organism in Eukaryota, Viridiplantae, Streptophyta, Magnoliopsida, Brassicales, Brassicaceae. The transcript has 4 exons. Gene Ontology annotation, biological process: peptidyl-serine phosphorylation; intracellular signal transduction; protein autophosphorylation.